CCAUUGUUAUAAAUACGUCAUUGAAUACAAGUAAUUCUCUGAAUACUUGUUAAACACCCAAUAACUACUGCUAUUAUAUUAUCAUUUUAAGUACUAGAUAAGAGUUAUUUCCGGUUCAAUAAAAAAGGCUCGUUUUUGUCUGCGAUACAGUACACAAUUAUACAAUUGAUAUAUCGUGCUAGGUUGAUUUAACAAAUACAAACGAUUAUCAGUAUGGCAUCUCAGGUGCACGAAUUUAAUGUAGAAAUGACAUGUGAAGGAUGUGCCACCGCUGUAACAAAUGUACUUAAUAAGAAGGAAGGUAUUAACAAUGUUCAAGUAGAUCUACAAGGAAACAAGGUGUCUGUGACAUCUGCACUUCCUUCUGAUGAAAUAUUACGAGUUAUUAAGAAAACUGGAAAGUCAUGUCAAUUUUUAGGAAUAAAAAAAUAAUUGUAUUAUAAAUUUAAUGUUACUUUUUGUUAUAUUAAAAUUUAUAUUUUCAUUCUUCUACAAAAUUAUUGUAUUGUAUGUAGCUUUUUACAUUAAAAUCUCAAAUUUUACAAAAAGGGUAUACCUAAAAUUCAUUUUUAUAACACUGUACUGAUAAAUCAAUUUUAAAAUUUGUAUUAUAUUUUGAAAUAAUUAACCUUAAAAGAUACAUAUUAAGUACAAUUUAAAUAUAUAUCUUACAAAUAUUUACUCUUCAAUUAUAUAAUUGAAUAACUUCAUAAAUAAAAUACCAAAAGUUAUUUUCUUAAUUCUUCUUCUAGUAUUGACAAACGUUGUUCUAAAAUGGUAACAGCAUCACUUAAUGAUUGUACUUGCUCAUUAAGUGCAUCUACUAUUUUACUAGAACAUGUACCAGGUGAUUCUUUAGAUAAGUGUGAUAUAUUCACAAUACGCCCUUCUUCAAAAGGUCUUUGAUUUCUCAUAUUUAUGACUUUAUAUUCUAUAUUGCCAUCUAAUACUCCAGUAUCUGGUACUUCACAACGAAGUCUCCCAUUUUUUAAAUUUAUAGUAUCAAAUUUCUCAUGUAAUGACUAAAACAAUAAAAUGUUUUAAGUUAUAAAAUAUUA
Molecule: messenger RNA, 1058 nt
Organism: Bombus terrestris (buff-tailed bumblebee)
Lineage: Eukaryota; Metazoa; Arthropoda; Insecta; Hymenoptera; Apidae
Gene: Atox1
Product: copper transport protein ATOX1 homolog
Exons: 3
Coding region: 214-432 (72 amino acids)
Biological process (GO): copper ion transport
Cellular component (GO): cytosol
Molecular function (GO): metal ion binding; copper chaperone activity
Source: RefSeq, a predicted model, not a curated record